AUGGCGACCGACGACGACGCCGCCGCCGCCGCCGCUAUGCCGCCGCCCAUCCCCACCGCCGACACCUUCACGCACUUCCAGGACACGCUCUUCUCGCGCGUCGUGGCCACCACCAAGACGGCGGGCGCCAUCGCCGCCUCCGACGUCUCGUUCCAGCGCUCGUCCGACCCGGCGUUCAAUGAGGGCCUCGACGAGGUCAGUGCUCGAAUCCUCGGGCUCGCCAACCAGCUACUGCGGGCCGCUGCGAGGGGGAGUGAGAUUGCGACGCCGAGCAGGAUGAGGGAUGUGGAUGAUGUUGAGAAUGGGUGGGGCGAGGUCGUGGAGGUGGUGGAUUAUUUGUUGGAGAAGGCGGAUACGUGUUUGGAUGAGUAUACCGGCGCAAUUAAGCAGAAAUACCCCACGCCUCUGCCCGGCGCACAGCUCACCACCCCCCACCGCCCCCACAACGCCGCCCCCGUGCAACGCGCCACCUCCUGGCAAUCCCGCAAGCUCCCCAAGCCACAACUCCUCUUCCCCGACCCCAUCGACAACUUCGCCACCCCCCCCUUCAAGCCCCUCCUCACCACCAAGCCGCACGCCGCCCUCCCCCUCGCCGCCAGCAUCUCCCUCGAGCGCAACGAACACGGCAAUGACCAGUACGUGCACCCCUACCGCACCGAGAUCGAGACAACCGACUAUCCCGCUGCCGUUUACGAGCCCGCCCCGCCGAUCCCCUACCACCCGUUCGACAGCACCACCGCAACAUGGGUCGCCACGCCGGCCGCCCUCGCCGCCAUGAUCGCGCAGCUCGAGAAGUGCACCGAGAUUGCGGUCGACUUGGAGCACCAUGACACGCGCUCGUAUAUUGGCUUUACGUGCCUGAUCCAGAUCAGCAGCCGCGACCAGGACUGGAUCGUGGACACGCUUGCGCUGCGCGGGGAGCUGCAGGCGCUGAAUGCCGUUUUCGCGGAUGGGCGGAUUGUGAAGGUGCUGCAUGGCGCGUACAUGGAUGUGCGGUGGCUGCAGCGCGACUUUGGCGUGUAUGUGGUGGGCCUGUUUGAUACGCAUUAUGCGGCGAAGGCGCUGGGGUUCCCGGGGUUGGGGCUGGCGUAUCUGUUGAAGAAGUAUGUGGGCUUUGAUGCGGAUAAGCAGUAUCAGUUGGCGGAUUGGAGGAUUAGACCCCUCACCAAAGAAAUGUUCGACUACGCCCGCUCCGACACCCAUUUCCUCCUCUACAUCUUCGACAACCUACGCAACGAACUCAUCGCGCGCUCCGACCCCUCCAACCCCUCCGAGGACCGGCUGCAGCGCGUGCUCCAAGACUCCCGCGAGACCGCCCUAAAGCGCUACGAGCGCGAGCCCUACGACGCCGCCACGGGCCUCGGCGCGGCCGGCUGGUUCAACAUGGUCGCGCGCGACAACCUCACCCCGCUGCAGCUGGCCCUGUUCAAGGCCGUGCACCAGUGGCGCGAUAAUGCGGCGCGCGCGGCGGACGAGAGUACGCAUUAUACGCUGUCGAGGAGACAGCUGUUUGGCAUUGCGAGGCAGGCGCCGACGGAUGUGGAGACGCUGCUGAAGGUGUGUGUGCCGACGUCGCAUGUGGUGCGCGAGCGCGCGAAGGAGCUGGUGGAGCUGGUGAAGAGCGUGGUUGCGAAUCCGCCGGACGAGACUAUCGCAGCGGCGCAAGAGGCGUCCGCACCCGAGCCGGAACUAGAGGCGGCGCCGGUCGCCACAGUACCCAUCAUCAAGACCGACAUCUUUGCGCCGGCGGCCGCCGACGCAGCGUCGAUCCAGGCACACAAGUCGGCGUUCUGGGGGCCCGUCGCAGGGAUCAGUAGCCGCUGGGAAACCGGCGCUGUCGCGGCAAGUAUUAGUCUUGCUGUGGAGCUGCCGCCGCUGACGGCAGCGGUGUGGGUGACGCCCGGUGAGAAGGCGAGGGAGGCUGUGGUGGUCGUGGAUCCGGGUGCGAGGGCAGAGCAUCAGUAUGUCAAGGGCGCGGCGGCGCAGAAGAAGAAGGAGGACGACGUCAUUGUCGUGAAGGCGCUGGGCGGCGCGCGGAAACGGAAGAUGCCGGAUGACGAGGCGGCACCGACGACGGCGGCUGCGGAGGCAGAGGUUCCUGCUGCUGCUGCUGAAGAGUCGAAAGAGGGUAGUGCGUCAGGCGAGGAAAAGGAGGAGCAAGAGGAAGAUGUGGUGGCCCUGGAGCCCGCGCGCAAAAAGUCGAAGCGGGAGAAGAAGGAGCUGCGGCGGGAGAAGCGACGUCUUGCUGCUGCUGGUGCUGCUGGCGACAGUGGCAGCGGUGAUGGAGAGAAGCCGCGCGAGAUCCAGGCGUUCGACUAUUCGAAGGCGCCGCCCGUGUUUAACGGCCACAAGGAUAAGGAGGCCAAGGGGAAGGGGAGGGACAAGAAGCCACAGCAGCAGAGGUUCGAUCCGUAUGCGAAGUCGGGCGAUGCGCCGAGGGGCAUGAGUCGUGGACAGAAGGAGCGCGCGGGGAAGUCGCAUACGUUUAAGCAGUAG
This is a messenger RNA of Morchella sextelata, 2496 nucleotides long. RefSeq lists its product as uncharacterized. The transcript is spliced from 4 exons. Gene Ontology annotation, biological process: exonucleolytic trimming to generate mature 3'-end of 5.8S rRNA from tricistronic rRNA transcript (SSU-rRNA, 5.8S rRNA, LSU-rRNA); nuclear polyadenylation-dependent rRNA catabolic process; nuclear polyadenylation-dependent snRNA catabolic process. Bases 1 to 2496 code for a protein of 831 amino acids. NCBI's taxonomy places the organism in Eukaryota, Fungi, Ascomycota, Pezizomycetes, Pezizales, Morchellaceae. Gene Ontology annotation, cellular component: nuclear exosome (RNase complex); nucleolus. Gene Ontology annotation, molecular function: 3'-5'-RNA exonuclease activity; nucleotide binding; nucleic acid binding. The record is from RefSeq and is a predicted model, not a curated record.